Messenger RNA from Xiphophorus maculatus (southern platyfish), 1836 nucleotides. RefSeq lists its product as uncharacterized. NCBI's taxonomy places the organism in Eukaryota, Metazoa, Chordata, Actinopteri, Cyprinodontiformes, Poeciliidae. The transcript is spliced from 6 exons. The record is from RefSeq and is a predicted model, not a curated record. Bases 951 to 1553 code for a protein of 200 amino acids.
UAUAAGCAUACAAUGAAAUUAAAAGGUAUAUUCUAGAGUUAUGUAGUUGUCCAACCUCAUAGCCUUCCACUAGGUGGCUGUAUGUACAUCCGAAGUUGCUUGCAAUCCAUUAAUAAUGAUAAGAAGAAGUUAGGGUUGGCCCUAAUCUUAUUUUUAAUUAAAAAAAUUAAAAAUAAAAAUACGGAUGGAUUUGCUCAUAUGAUUAUAUGAAAAUCUGUGUUUGUACCAUAUGAAAAUGUUUAAUAUUUGUAUUAGUAGUAAUAAUAAUAAAUUACGGAUUGCACCCGACAAAACAUUAGAGAAGAAGAAGAAGAAGAAGAAGCUUACGUCAUUCGACGCGACACUUUCCACGGUCGGAGCUGGUGAGUAGCCCCUGAAUCUGUCAAAUAAAAAUGUAGUAAAAAACCUCAAAAGACCGAAAGUCUACAUUUAUAAAUCUGCUGAUGGUAGUUCUAUGAGUUAAUGUUAGCGAGUAUGUGGCACAGCAUGUGUUUGUACAGAUUUAGACACGUUUUUAACCCUAUUUGGUAGAAAAAAAAAGCUAGCUAAAGUAGCCUCUUAAAAGCCAGUCACAUUCAAAUGUAGCUGUCCUUCAUACCUUUAAUAACAAUGUGCUAAAAUUUUGUUUCAUAUAUCUUAAAAAACCGUAUACUUUUCAGUAUACUAGUUUAUAUCAGUAUAUUGAUUUAAUGUUAGGAUUCUAUCAUACAGUUCAUUACAUUUCAUCGUUUCCCACAGUGUAUUAUAAGCCCUGAGGCCAUCAUUCUUUAUUUGUUGCCCCACCAGGCUAAGCAUUGUUUAUUUAUUUAAGUCUUUGUAAAACGUUUGCAUUUUCUAUGACUUUAUAGUUAUUGUUCAAGUAUUAAUCUUCCAAUCUUUCAAUAACACAUAAUUCUCAAAAUGUAAUUUCAAAUUUCCCGUCAACUUUUAACAUUUUUUAUCUCAAAAACAUGACCAGCUACAGGAUGACUGACUGUCAUAAAACUGAACCACCGGGCUUACCAUGUUUUCUGGGGGAUACCCUGCAAGCACAAUGCAUGCUAAUAUUUAUUUAUCACAUACCAGAAAAAACAGCUACCUUCUGUUUAUUCAUAUUCAUGGUUGUAUUUUCUGUCUUUCUUUUAGGUUCAAUGUCAAGAAGAGAGAGAACACAUAUCUCGGAGGAAGCGAAGGUCUUCCUCCAGAAAGACUAUAAAGAAGGGAUGACCAGGGUGGGAUCUCCACUGGUUGGAGCGGCAUCCCAGGCCACUGGCUUGCCACCGUUUGUCAUUGAUAACUGGAUUGGAAACUAUAGAAGAAAAAAGCCAUCUUCUUCUCAACCUAAAAACAAGAAGUUAUACACCAAGGACCUGUCUGGUUACAACCUGUUCUGCAGGGAUCAGUUAAAGAACAAGGACCCCGGGAGGAAAAUUAGGACACCAACUGUGGAAGACAUUUUGAAUGCAAUGUGUGCAAAUGAUGAGCGGAGCGUAACAGAGCCUAUGGGUUUGACGGAAGUGCUGUCAAGAGAACCGACUACAGAUGAUACUACGGAUGUUUGCAACAUCUGUUGAACAGACGUUCAUCACUGAACAUCUGUUCAGUGAUGAGAAAAAAAAUGCCAAGAAGAAGUGGCGUGAGUGGCGACGUUGCAACACAUGUGAGCAGUGGUCACACCUGGCAUGUGGAUUCAAGAAAAACUGAAAAAUUGUCUGCACUGGGACUGCAAAAAAGACACUUCUAAUUUGGUCACAGUUGUGACAUCUGACAUCUGUCAAUGUUAGCAUUUCCUGUAGUUUUUUCUUAAACAAUUGAUAAAUGUACAAUGCAUCAAUAAAAGCUUUUGUAUUGAAAAGA